Messenger RNA from Cuscuta europaea, 4906 nucleotides. NCBI's taxonomy places the organism in Eukaryota, Viridiplantae, Streptophyta, Magnoliopsida, Solanales, Convolvulaceae. The record is from the annotation of a GenBank genome assembly.
UAAAAAUAUUAAAAAGAAAAAGGAAGAUGAGGAUAAUAAGCUUUUUUUAUUACGAUAUCCGCACCAAUCUGAUUUUCGCCAAGGCUUAAUAAAAGACUCUAUGCGAACUCAAAGACGUAAAAUAGUUAUUGAGGGACUUUUUAAAGCAAAUGCGCAUUCCCCUCUUUUUUUUGACAGGAUGAGGAAAAAAACCUUUUUUUCUCUACCAUACCUGGCUCAACUGAAACGGCUUUUUAGAAAAUGGUCAUCCAUAAAAGAGUUUGGGAUUUUAGAAUCUACAGAGGAAAAAAAAAUAAUAAUAAAAAGAGAAACCAAAAAGGAAAAAAAAACGACGAGAGGAAAUAGAACGGUUAGAGAUAGGGGAAGCCUGGGAGACUUUUCCAUAUACCCAAAUAAUAAGAGGUUUUUUAUUAAUAACCCAAUCAAUUCUCAGAAAAAAGAUUCUAUUACCUUCAUUCAUAAUCGGUAAAAAUAUCGGGCGUAUGCUACUAUUUCAAACUCCUGAAUGGUCUGAAGAUUUAAAGGGAUGGAAUAGAGAAACGCAUGUGAAGUGUACUUAUAAUGGUAUUCCGUUAGCUGACAAAAAAAUUUCCGGAAAAUUGGUUGACAGAAGGUAUUCAAAUCAAAAUUUUAUUUCCUUUCUGUCUCAAACCUUGGCACGAAUAUAAAUCGCUAAAUUCUCGUGAUGACUUUUGUUUUUUAACAGUUUGGGGAAGGGAAACAGAACACCCUUUUGGUCAUCCACGACAAAAACCUUCGUUUUUUAAGCCUGUUUUUAAGGAACUUUACAAAUUUGUAAAAGUAAAAAUUAAAUUUUUAAAAAAGUUUUCAAAAAAAAACACAAGUUCAAAAGAAACAAGAACAAUACACCCGAGUGUAAUAAAAAAUGAAAAAGAUGAUCUAAUAAAUAACCAGAUAAUGAAUCAACCCUUGAGUAAAAUUGAAAAAAUUACAGAUUGGAAAAAUUAUUCACCGAUAGACAAAAUGCAGGCUAUCACUCAUAGGACAAGUACAAUUAAAAAAAAAACUAGAAAGAAUUACGGAAGAUAAGAAAAGGGUCACUCUAGAACUUGAUAUGAACCCUUACAAAAAAAGUUCGAGAUUAGCCUUGUCAAAAAAUUUUUGUCAAAUGUUGAAAAAAAAAAAAAAAUAGAUUAAUAUAUAAAUUUAAUUAUUUUAUAAAAUUAUUUAUUCAAAGAAUAUCUAAUUGUAUUUUUUUAUAUACUAUAUCUAUUUGCCAAAUGACUCAAAAAGUCUUUGUGGAAUCAACAAAAAUGAACUCUCUUUCAAAUUCAAAUAUAAAAACGCAUAAUAAUAAGCUUUAUAAGGAAAAUUCAGAGAGUUUUGGUGAUUUAUCCAACUUGUCACAAGCAUAUGUAUUGUACAAAAUAUCAGAAAGGGGUUUUUUGAACGUACGUAAUUUCCAUAUCUGUUCUUCAACAAAAUGGAACAUCUUUCUUGAUUAAAAAGAAAAUAAAAGACUCAUUUCAUACACAAGGAAUACUUCCAUCUGAAGGAAUAAAAAAACAACUUAAGCGGCCUAGAACGAGUCAAUGGAAAUUUUGGUUAAAAGGGAAUUCUCACUACGAUUUAUCUCCUAAUUUCUGGUCUGCCUUAAGAUCACAAAAACAAAAAUGGAGAAAUAGGGCGAAUCGCUAUCGUAGGUCUAAACAAAAAUAUUUAGACAAAAGGACUUCCGGUAAAAAAUUAAAAUUAAAUACUUACAGGAAACAAAAGGAUGCUAACUCAGUCUUGAAUAAAAAAACAAAAGAUAAUUUAAAAAAAUGCUAUCGAUAUGAUCUUUUAGCAUAUCAAUACAUUCAGUAUGAAAAAAAUAGUGGAACCCCUCCAGGAGCUAAACGGGAAGCAAUUUCUUAUCAUUACAAGAUGUCACAAAACAACUUGUUUGCGAUAACGAAAAAUAUUCCUAUCACUAGUUUCAGAGGAAAAAUAGAAAGGUUAAAUAUUCCAUAUCCAAAAAAAGAUGUCGAUAGAAAAUAUUUGAAUUGGAAAAAUAUUGAUUUUUCUCUUAAAAAAAAAGCGAAUAUUGAGUCCUGGAUCACGGGUAAUUAUAACAAUACUCAAAAUACUCCAAUUUUCACUUACAAUUAUCAAUUAAUUGAUAAAAUGGAAGAAAUUUUGAAAAUUGAGCAAAUUUUUAAAAACGAAAAAGAUCCUUUUGCUCUUUUGAUUCAGAAAAAUACCGAAAUGAAUCGACUCCAUUCUAGAAAUUCUUUAUUGGAUUGGAUGGGACUGAAUGAAGAAAUACUCGACCGUCCAUUAACGGCUGAGGAACUUUUGGUUUUCCCAGAAUUUGUGUGGUUUGUUAAUUUAUAUAAACUGAAACCAUGGAUUAUACCAAGCGAAUCACUUAUUUCAAAUUUGAAUCUUAAUGAAAUGACAAGUCAAAAGACCGGUAAAACUCAGAAAGAUAAAAAAGAUAAAACUGAGAGUAAAAAAAAAAGAUAAAGCCGAGGGUCAAACCAAAAGUGAACCUGAGGGUCAAACCAAAGGUGAAACUCAGGGUGAAACCAAAGGUAAACCUGAAGGUGAAACCAAAGGUAAACCUGAAGGUGAAACCAAAGGUAAACCUGAAGGUGAAACCAAAGGCGAAACUGAAGGUGAAACUGAAGGUGAAAAGAAAAGUCAAACUGAGAUAGAACUAGAGUUAUUCAUGAAAAACUAUUUAUUUUUUCAAUUUAGAGAGGAUUUUACUUUAAAUCAAGGCCUUUUCCAAGAUCUCCAAAUCUAUUGUCUCUUGCUUAGAAUGAUAAAUCGAAAAAAAAAUGAUGCUAUCAUGGAUUCUAAGGGAAAAGUUAAAUUUGGGUCUAAUGCCACAGAUGGAUCAGAAAGAGAGUGUUCCAGAUUCAAAAAGAAAUGUUCCAGAUUCAAAAGAGAGUGUUCCAGAUUCAAAAGAGAGUGUUCCAGAAUUUUUAAAAAAGACGGGAUUUUUGGUCGACCCCCUUCCGCUGUCUAUCAAACCAAAUGGAGAAUUUCUUAUGUAUGAAACGAUAGUUAUUUCGUUGGUUCAUAAGAGUAAACAAAUUCUUAAUAAAGAAGACGUAAAACAAAGAAUAAUUCGCGCUCGAGAGAACAAUAAUUGUGAUCCGCUUCUUAUUGAAAAUAUUUUAUCAUCUAGGCGUCGUAGAGAAUUAAGAACUCUAAUUUGUUUCAAUUCACACAAAUGGAAUGGCGUGGAUGCAAAUUCUCUAGUUUCCAACAAAAAUAAAGUUUGGGAAGAAAGCAACCCUGGGCCUAAGGAUCAAAAUAAAUUAAUUGAAUUUUUUCUUUGGCCUAAUUAUCGAUUGGAAGAUUUAGCUUGUAUGAAUCGUUAUUGGUUUUUAUACUAAUAAUGGGAGUCGUUUCAGUAUGUUAAGGAUCCAUAUGUAUUUACCAUUGAAUUUAAAUUGGUGGAAAUUUAAUUGAUAGUAGUACUAUCUACCCUGUAGCAGGGUAGAUGGUAGCAGGUUAGAUGAAAACCAAUAUGGACACAUACCCUAUUUUAUACCUCAUUUUAAUUUGGAUCUAACUGAAUUGAGGAUACCAUAUAUCUAUCUAGAUCUAUAUAGAUAUAUUGUACCUCAUUAAAAGAAUAUUAAGUUGAAAAAAUUCACUUUGAUUUUAUUAAUGAACCCUAAAAGAAAGGGUUUUCUUUUGAUUUGAAUUGAUAGACUUAGUUAGAAGAAUUCCUUUUUAGCAAUAAAUGUCUUUCACAUCCAGUGAUAACCUGUAAAUCAUUUGAAAUGGCAGUUCCAAAAAAACGUAUUUCGAAAGCCAAAAAGCGUAUUCGUAAGAACAUUUGGAAAAGAAAGACUAUUGAGGUAAGAUUAAAAGCUCUUUCAUUAGCAAAAUCUCUUUUAACGGGUAAGUUUCAAAGUUUUUUUUACAAAAAAAAUAAGAAAACAUUGGACUCAUUUCUGUCAAGUUGAUUUAUUCUAUAAUAUAGAAUAAAAGUAAAUAAUAUUAUCCUUUUUUUCUUUAUUUUUUGUUCGUUCGUUUUAGUUACUAAUCAAUUAUUUCAUAUCUAUGAAAUGAAUCUAGAACUUAAUUAUAAAAAAUUAUUUUAAAUGCAUAUUAUAUAUCAAUGAAGGGAGUUCAUUUAGUUUAUGAUAAAAAAACUUACAAAACAGAGGUUCCGUUGAAUUUCAAGUAUGGAAUUUCACCAAUAGAAUACACCGGCUUACUUCCCACUUGAAAUUGCACAAAAAAGACUAUUUAUCUCAAAAAGGUUUACGUAAAAUUUUGGGGAAACGACAACGACUUUUAGCUUAUUUAUCAAAAAAAAAAUAAAUUCCGCUAUAAAGAAUUAAUUGAUAAAUUGGAGAUUAGAGAGACAAAAACUCAUUCAUUUUGAAGUUGCAUAGCUUUUCAAACCUAUUAUAGAGGUAAAUUUAGAACAACAAUAUGGUUACUGAAACAAUUAAAAAAGAAUAGCUUGGGGUAGUGAAUAGAAAGACAUCAUGUCCCUUUUGUCUAUUGAUUCUUACUGUAUAAAUUUGAAGGGAGUAUUUAUUUAAAACUUUAAAACAAUAGAUUGAGUUAAUUAAAAAAAGAAUCCUUAUUUACCCUAUUAGGUAGUUUGUAGGUAGUUUGCGUAGUUAUAAAAAAAUGAUAAUAUUAAAACAUAAAAUAAUUUUUUUUUAUUUUCAAAACCAAUCCAGAAAUCUAUUGAUUAGAAUCCUUCUGAGAAUUCAUUGAGUCAUAUAGUAUCUAAAAACCAAGUAUCUUAUAAUUUUAUAUUGGAUAAAAAUAAUAUUUGGAGGAUACUAUAUCGAUAAUUCAUAAAGUUUAUAAAUUUAUUCGUCCAAUGGCACAUUCUGUAAAGAUUUAUGAUACAUGUAUAGGAUGUACUCAAUGUGUCCGAGCCUGCCCCACCGAUGUUUUAGAAAUGAUACCAUGGGACGGA